GAAUCAGUUCAAGUUUCACUUUCACUUUCACUUUCAAGAAUCACAGUUGAGAGUUGUUCCAGGAAAUAUUGAGUUGCUAGAACUCUUGUUUUAAGUAAGUAAAUACGAUGGCCGCUGGGAAUCAGAACCAAAGCUUCGUUCAAAAUACUGAAUUGGACACCGAUUUUUCGUCGUGGUCGACUGAUAUAAUAGGAUCAUAUUCGAUCGAUGCUCAAGGAAACUUCUACAACAACGACCAAAGAGAGCUGUGUAGUUUGAUUCCUAACUACGAUAGCAAAUACGGCAGUGAUCUGACAGCUGGUUUUGAUCCAUCGGUGAAAGAACAUCACUAUAGUCGACCGCUUGAUUCUUUACUGUAUUGGAUUGUUUUAAACAAGGAUACAAUAUCAAGAACUGGGAAUGGUCCAGGGAAACAACGAUUGGAUGCAGAUUUUGUUUUCACAGUAGGAACAAUGAGAAAGCUUCUUGCAACCGUGUUUAACACUGGAAGCUACAAACAGCCAUGGAAAAUGUACGCUAUCAAGUACAACGGUACAAUCUACAUCAGGAACGGGGAGAACACAAGCGAGGAACGACGUCCUGAAGAAGAAAGAAAGGAUGUUUACAUGGGAUUAAAGUUUGAAGAGUUGAUAUCAAAACUAGAUCCCUGUGAGUCGCAAGGCAAGCCGGCUGAUCGAAAAGUCGACGGAAGUCGACAAGGAUUCUAUAGCGUUAGAAGAGGCAAAUUUGGUGGCCGCCAUCUUGUGCUAACCAGAGCUCAAGUUGAUUUUGCUGAAAAUGGCAAGUACGUGGAGUGCAAGCUUUGUCCCAAUUACACGGGCCGAGAUGAAUGGAAGUUCCCAAUGUACAAGCUCCGUAAUUGGUGGUAUCAUAUGUGUGCUGCGGACAUGAAACAGGUCAUAUACGGCAUCCGGGAUGGCCCGACGUUAAAAGAAGUGUCUCGCAUCACGCCGGACGAGAUCCCGUUAGAAGUGAAUAAUCCUAAAAUGUCAUGUAAAACCAAGACUCAAUUAGCCCUCACCAGUUGGAAUCCAAUGGCGUGUAUAGGAUUUGUAGAUGAAUUCUUGCAGUGGUUGAAGGGUGUAGUGGUUGAGGAUAGCUAUGGAAUGGAUGGAGGUCGUGCGGUGCAGUAUGUACUAGAAUGGGGAAAAUCUUCGCCAUCUAUUGGUUACUCCCGUGAAGAGGUGCGCAUGUCUAAUUUUGUUCUACCUGAUUGGUACAUCAGAGAAAUGUCUGCUUUCUUUGGCUAAGUCGGGUUUAUAUUCACGCUUGGAACAUUGCACCGCGCUUCAGUAUUCUUCAGUAAGAAUUGACAAUUUCAUUAAAUUUUUUGUGGUCGGUUUACUAUGCACUGCAUGCGCACCUAAACCCUAUUAUAUUGUUUUAACGGAAUUAUUAUUUUUUUGGCGGAUUAAAAUCCCAAGAGCAGAUGCUCAUCCAGGGUUCGACCUUAUAUAGUAACCCCGGCCCAAAACGACCCCACUUGGAGCAAGUUUUCAAAGGUUCAACACGAUUUUGUUUUGAGGAGGUCGUUCUGGGGUAACCAAAGCCAAUUUGAAAGGGUCAUAAAUGACUCUGAUUUUUACAGUAMUAAUAAUUUACUUAGGACAGGGAAAAACGUUUAGAAUCUAGUAGAAAUUCUUAAAUCUUAGAUAAAUUUGAUAAUUGGAUAUUAAAUGUUUUGGAGCAGAUGUAAGGUAGCUUGUCUUUAACCAAUUUCCCCCAGUUUUCCGUGGUAUGUCCGCUUAUUUACCACGACUUUCGUCACCUAGCGAGGCGUAGCCGAGGGAAUCCACAACAUUUUGACGGCUAGAUGACGAAAAAAGUGGUAAAUAAGAGGACAUACCAAGAAAACUGGAGGAUUUUUUUUUUGCACAAAAAGUUAAAACUUUUACUACAAAAACAAAGGUAAAACUGGAAUGAAAAACGGGGUUUAGAAAGCGCGCGUGAUGGAUUUGUUGAUGUAAUUAAUUUAACGAUGUAACCUCCUAUUUUAACCGGCUCUAGACCAAUCGGAAAGCGAGAAAAUUCCAAAUAGUGGUAAAAGUUUAGAUAACGUUCAUAAUUACUUAAAAGUAUUAUUGAUUCUGGUCAUUUCUGUGGCCGGAUAUACUAGUAAACAUUGUGCAAGCGAUGUUUUUUAUUUGUUAAAGCAUCUUUAUUUGCACUCUUUGUAUAACUUACACACACUUUAUACRCUAUAUUUUCUAUAUUCAGAUUACUAAUAGUUGGGGUUUAUGAAACCUUUUUGACAUGCAUUCACGAAUUAAAURGAGCAAUUUGUAUAAUUUGCCAAUCAAUCGCAAAAUAAAGCAAUAAAUUUCAAUUGAUAAA
This is a messenger RNA of Actinia tenebrosa (Australian red waratah sea anemone), 2334 nucleotides long. RefSeq names its product decapping and exoribonuclease protein. Gene Ontology annotation, cellular component: cytosol; nucleus. The record is from RefSeq and is a predicted model, not a curated record. Gene Ontology annotation, molecular function: mRNA 5'-diphosphatase activity. Gene Ontology annotation, biological process: nuclear-transcribed mRNA catabolic process; NAD-cap decapping. Lineage: Eukaryota; Metazoa; Cnidaria; Anthozoa; Actiniaria; Actiniidae.